Lachancea nothofagi CBS 11611 is the source of this 1149-nucleotide messenger RNA. Lineage: Eukaryota; Fungi; Ascomycota; Saccharomycetes; Saccharomycetales; Saccharomycetaceae. The record is from the annotation of a GenBank genome assembly.
AUGUCCUCUGUCACUGGUUUUUUCAUUCCACCCGUCUCUUACUUCGGUGAGGGAGCUUUGAUCGAAGCCGCCAACUACAUUCAAACCAAAGACUUCAAAAAGGCCAUCAUCAUCACCGACCCUGGUAUUGCCAGAAUCGGUCUUUCUGGUAAGGUCACCAAGCUUUUGGAAGAUCGUGGUCUUUCCGUGGCUAUCUACGAUCAAACUCAACCAAACCCAAACAUUGGUAAUGUUACUGCUGGUCUCAAAGUCCUAAAGGAAAACAACAGUGAUAUUGUUGUGUCCAUCGGUGGUGGUUCUGCUCACGAUAAUGCCAAGGCUAUUGCCCUUUUGGCCACUAACGGUGGCGAAAUUGGUGACUACGAAGGUGUUAACCAAUCUAAACUUCCUGCCUUGCCUUUGGUGGCUGUCAACACCACAGCUGGUACUGCCUCCGAAAUGACUAGAUUCACCAUUAUUUCCAACGAGGAAAAGAAGGUUAAGAUGGCCAUCAUUGACAACAAUGUCACCCCAAGCGUCGCCGUUAAUGACCCUUCUGCUAUGUAUGGUCUUCCCCCAGCUCUUACUGCCGCCACUGGCCUUGAUGCUUUGACUCACUGUAUCGAAGCUUAUGUGUCUACUGCUGCCAGUCCAAUCACUGACUGUUGUGCUUUGAAAGGUAUUGACUUGAUUGAAGAGAGUUUGGCUGAGGCCUAUAAGAACGGUUCUGACAAGAAGGCUAGAACUGACAUGUGUUACGCUGAAUACCUUGCUGGUAUGGCUUUCAACAACGCCUCUUUGGGUUACGUCCAUGCUAUUGCUCACCAACUUGGUGGCUUUUACCAUUUGCCUCAUGGUGUCUGUAACGCUGUCCUUUUGCCACAUGUUCAAUCCUUCAACAUGAAGUGUGAGAAGACCAACAAGAGGCUAGCUGAAAUUGCAACUCACCUCGGUGAAAAGGAGGCCUCUGCCGAUGCUACUAUUGCCCGUCUACACCGUUUCAACAGAGAUCUAAACAUUCCAAGAAACUUAAAGGAACUUGGCGUUAAAGAAGAAGAUUUCGAGAUUCUUGCCGAAAACGCCAUGCAAGAUGCUUGUCACUUGACUAACCCAAUCCAGUUCAAGAAAGAGGAGGUGAUUGCCAUUAUCAGACAAGCUUUUGAAUACUAA